AAUGCCACCACUGGGUUUCCUUUGAUAGGAAAUGAGUGUCCUGUGACCUCCUGUACCAAAAAUACCUCCACUCCAUUCCCCAUUCAUCUUCAUCCCUUAUAUACUGCUUUAUGUUGUUUGUUGAUGAUCUGUCUCCCCAACUAAACACGAGCUACACAAUGGCAAGAAUUUGCCUGUUUUUAUCACUACAUCCCCAACAAGAGAACAGGCUUUGCACAGAAUAAGAACUAAUGAACUGGAAUCAAAAAGGUCCAUCUCUGAUGGUUUCUAAAGGUAAAUUAUUCUUCUGUCUCUCCAGCCUUCAGUAUAAGGCCCUUGUGAUGCCAAUGGAUUUGGGAAGGGAGAAAUACAUCAAGGACCAUGACACUUACAAGCUGUCUCUACAGAACAACUAAUUGCAACAAAACCAAAAAAACAAGACUUGCUGGGUUCUGAGGAUUUAGGUUCUGGACUUGCAGUAUGGUAAAUAAUAAGCCAUCUUGUAUAUAAGUAGACCCAAAUCAAUGGAAAGAGUCAACCAAACCAGCAGUGUUUCCGAGUUUAUCCUCCUGGGACUCUCCUCCCAGCCUGGGGACCAGAAACCACUCUUUAUCCUCUUCCUCACCAUGUACCUGGUCACCAUAACAGGGAACCUGCUCAUUAUCCUCGCCAUCCACUCUGACCCCCAGCUCCAGACCCCCAUGUAUUUCUUCCUGAGUUUCCUGUCCUUCACUGAUAUUUGCUUUACAACAACCAUUGUCCCCAGGAUGCUAGUGAGCUUCCUGUCAGAGAAGACCAUCUCCUAUGCUGGGUGUCUGACACAGAUGUAUUUUAUUUAUGCUCUGGGCAACACUGACAGCUUCCUCCUGGCGGUCAUGGCCCUUGACCGCUAUGUGGCCAUCUGUGACCCCUUCCACUAUGUCACCACCAUGAACCACCACCACUGUGUCCUGCUGGUGGCCUUUUCCUGCUCACUUCCUCACCUCCACUCACUCCUACACACACUGCUACUGAAUCGUCUCACCUUCUGUGACAACAAUGUUAUCCAUCACUUCCUCUGUGACCUCAGUCCCCUGAUGAAAUUGUCCUGCUCCUCCACAUUUCUCAAUGAAAUUGUGAUAAUGUCAGAAUGUUCAGUUGUUUUGGUGACCCCCUUUCUGUGCAUCACCCUCUCUUAUAUACGAAUCCUCAUCACAGUUCUCAAGAUCCCCUCAGCUGCUGGGAAACGCAAAGCCUUCUCCACCUGUGGCUCUCACCUCACUGUGGUAACCCUCUUUUAUGGAAGCAUCUUCUACGUCUAUUUACAGCCCCUAUCCACCUACACUGCCAGGGACCACAUAGCAACACUUGUCUACACAGUUCUUACCUCCAUGCUGAACCCUUUUAUCUAUAGCCUGAGAAACAAAGACCUGAAACAGGGCCUGAGGAAGCUGAUGGGCAGGAGGAAAUCCCAGGCAGCACCCUCUUGACAAACCCACAAGUGGAAUCUGCUUACUUGAAUCUAAUAUCUACUAGAUCUUGGUGAACAACUGAACUGUUGGAGAUGAACUUUUUUAACCCAUGUGAGACAAGGCUGUUGUGGAUGCUCACAUGCAUUGAUGACAGCCCACCAAUUGUCCCCCUCUCUGCUAAAAUCAUGAUACUCUUCCUCACCAUUCCUCCAUUUCCCCACGGAGACUCGUCACCUCAUCCUCCAAAUACUGCUUGAAACUAAUUGUCUUCCCACAAAUAUUUCCUGAACAAAUAUCUCUCCUUUUAUUGAGUCUUACCCUCCAAACCCUUCACAUGGCAGCCUAUUGCUGGAAAUGAUUACUGAAUAUGUAGCUUUUGAAUGUCUUUGCAGACAUUUCAUGUGGAAAAGAAUGGAGGCAGAGAAGGAAGGGAAUGAGGAGAAUUACAUUUUAGCAACUUUUCUCAUUGUGAGGAUUUUUAUAAUUCCCCAUUUUUCUCAGUCAAAAAACGUUUCCUUCCUUAAAAAGUUUUACCCUUACUCCUCUCUUAAUUUUUUUUAAAUCUUUAUUUAUUUUCAAGAGAGAGACAGAGUGUGAGCAGGGGAGGAGCAGAGA
Molecule: messenger RNA, 2045 nt
Organism: Leopardus geoffroyi (Geoffroy's cat)
Lineage: Eukaryota; Metazoa; Chordata; Mammalia; Carnivora; Felidae
Product: olfactory receptor 1L8-like
Exons: 1
Coding region: 504-1448 (314 amino acids)
Biological process (GO): G protein-coupled receptor signaling pathway
Cellular component (GO): membrane
Molecular function (GO): olfactory receptor activity; G protein-coupled receptor activity
Source: RefSeq, a predicted model, not a curated record